CAGGUGUCUGUGCGCAUGUUGCAGCGCGCCCAGCAGCACCUCACUGCCUGGCUGGAGGAGCUCCACACCAGCCUGAGCAGCGAGCAGGACAUGUGCUCUCCACUGGCUGCAACGCCAAGCAGUGCCUCUCCUGCAUCACCUUCAGUGCCAGCCAGUUGUGACGCCACAGCAGCAUUAUUGUUGGCAUGUCAUGUGGCAUCCAUCUCCCCUCCGCCGCCCAUCACCGCUCUGCAGCACAAGUUGGCUCUCUGGUGCUACCGUUGGUUGUCCCGCCUCUCCGCGCUCCUCUCCUCUCCACGCCACCUCCACCGCCGCGCCAUGCCCGCUGCCGACUCGCACCUUCCCCGCCUGCAAGCCUCCUUCGCCCUCCUCUCUGCCUCCUUCCACCGCCACCUGCUCUCGUCCCACUGCCAGGUGGAUGACGUGGCACUGCCAUGGGUGAAGAGGGGGGAGGUGCGGAGGCUGGCGAGCACGGGGGGGAGUGGGGAGAUGGAGGGGACGAAGGCUGUGGAAAUGGUGAUGUGUGUGUGGGAGAGAGAGCAUGAGAAGAGGUUAAGGGAAUCACAGCAAGUGGCGCGCAGUGGAGCUGUGAGCUGCUCAUCUGAGCUCCUCACCUGCAUGCAGCAGGUUCUGCGUGCUUCCAAACUAAACUCCCCUGCCCGUGCCCCUGCUGUGUGUGAGCUCCCGGUCACAGCACGUCCGCCACCAUCUCCACUCUCCCCUCUCCUCACCCUCCUCCCCCUCAUCGAGCAUUUGCUCGCCCUUCUCCCUGCCACCACGCUCUUUCACUCUCAAUCCGCCAUCCUCGCAUCCCACGCUGCCACGCCUCUUCACCACCUCUUCACCUCCCUUCUCCUCCACCCUUUCCCUCCCCUCCCUUCGUCCCACAAGCCCACCCACUCGUGCUGGCCGCACCACGUCUACCACUCCCUGCUGCACCCCACCCUUGCAGCGCUGCUGGUAGACGAGCUGCCACGAAGGGGAGGGGCGGGCAGGGCUUUCGGGAGGAGGGCAGUGGGUCGUCUGUUUUGGGUAGAGCAGUGCGAGGGGCAGCAGCUUCACCCGUGCCUGUCCGCCAGUUAGGCAUGAGCAAAGGGCGAGUCGAGCCUCGACUCGCCCGAGUCGGAACCGAGUCGAGCUAAAACCGAGUCAAGUCGGACCCGAGUCGGUUUCGCCAAGUUUCUGACUCGUGACUCGGACAUUGGGGGGCGAGUCAGAGUGACUCGCCCGAGUCAGGGCUUGACUCGACCCGAGUCGAGUCAAACUCGACUUGGUUACGGGCAUACCCACCUCUGGCCCUAUACCUGACCAUAUCGGCACAACAAUGUCAGCGCCUUGUAUCAGAUCUCGCCCUACACCUUUCGGGCGCUCCAUCCUCCCUACAGGCAUGCGAAAGCAGCCCCCUGUACAUGCAUGCAUGCAUGUAAACUACAGGGUUUGCCUUCUUUGCUUGCAGAUGCUCUUCUCCUCCACUCUCCAUCCCAACCCCCCCCUCCUCAGGUACAUACCGUUGGGUUUGAGCUGCACUGCACAAUGUUGGCAGCCGCACCGCACCUGCAGUGUGACGACUUUGAAGGUCUCUCCUCCGAGCUCCAUUGACGUUCUAGUCCGCGUGACCAUGUUUGUGGCUGUAUUGUGUUUGAGACAAGGACCGUGUUACGUUGUGCUUCGUGUAAAUAAACCAUGGCGCAUUUGUUGGGCUGGUAGAUCUGAAUUAAGUGGCCUUGGGUUUAGGGUAAAUUCACAGCUUGUGCAUUGUGUAUGGAAUAAGGUAGGCAGGUGGAAACUGUUGGGCUGAUAAAAGCCCUUAGGAUCUUUCCAGAGACUAAGUCCCAGUUGAAAGUGAGACUUGAGUAGUGCAGCGGAAGUUGAGUAGUUGAGUUGAACCCUUGUACUAGUAUAUGAGAACAAAGACUAAGUCCCAGUUGAAAGUGAGACUUGAGUAGUGCAGCGGAAGUUGAGUAGUUGAACCCUUGUACUAGUAUAUGAGAACAAGUGAUUGAUUAAAGUGAACAAGCAUACAGCAAUAUAUAGAAAGUAGAAAACAAGCAGUUGUAGAAUACAGUUGAAUGGCGGUU
Closterium sp. NIES-67 is the source of this 2078-nucleotide messenger RNA. NCBI's taxonomy places the organism in Eukaryota, Viridiplantae, Streptophyta, Zygnematophyceae, Desmidiales, Closteriaceae. The record is from the annotation of a GenBank genome assembly.